UUGACUGUUCCGAGUGUCAGGUUCAUUGUGGCGCAGUCGAAGCCCUGUCAUGGUUGGUGUCGGAUGCUGGCCAGUGCCAUUCUCUCCAAUGUGUCGGUGGAAACUAUUGGAUACACUAGAAAAUAUACUCAUAUAAAGCGUGUCAGAUGGCUUCUUCGGUACAUUGAGAAGGAGAGGCUCCGGGACAGCGAUGUUGUUGUUUCUUUUGAUGGUGCUGAUACGCUUUUCAGUGGUGCCUCCACGGUGCAGCAGGCUGUAGACAGGUUCAUUGCCACGACAGCACCAACUCCCGCUGCCUUUGAUGCUGNAAACACUGCACACCACGCUGAACGGAACCCAUCAUUGACUGUUCCGAGUGUCAGGUUCAUUGUGGCGCAGUCG
Trypanosoma theileri is the source of this 381-nucleotide messenger RNA. Its product is annotated as expression site-associated gene (ESAG-like) protein. NCBI's taxonomy places the organism in Eukaryota, Euglenozoa, Kinetoplastea, Trypanosomatida, Trypanosomatidae. The transcript has a single exon. The record is from RefSeq and is a predicted model, not a curated record. The annotation marks the transcript as partial.